Molecule: messenger RNA, 3697 nt
Organism: Heteronotia binoei (common prickly gecko)
Lineage: Eukaryota; Metazoa; Chordata; Lepidosauria; Squamata; Gekkonidae
Gene: MAP7
Product: microtubule associated protein 7
Exons: 18
Coding region: 612-2867 (751 amino acids)
Biological process (GO): microtubule cytoskeleton organization
Cellular component (GO): microtubule cytoskeleton
Source: RefSeq, a predicted model, not a curated record
UGAAUGGAGGAGGUGGCUAAAUCCACAUACCUGCCUGGAGGCUUGCUGGCCUCAGAACUCCUCUGCUUGUACAAGCAAGAGCUCUAUCCAUCCUCUGCCUGUCUCUGAGGGAAAAAGGAGUAGCCCAGCCUGCUGUGUGGUUUCGGCUUUUAUGCUGGUUCACUCUGUCUCAGCAGCCAGCAUACAGGGAACAUUCCGGCAGGCUGCUUUCCUGCAGCUGAGGAGACAACAUUCGUGGACUUCCUUUUGAUGAGGAUAUGUCACUGUUGUCAGGGCAACUGUUAACAGUGGCGUAUCAUAUUUUCUCCUCUUGGGUUGCGUGCUGAAUAUUUCAGUGUGCAGUAGCUGGGAAGAAGCUAUGGGAGAGGAAAAAGGUGCUGCAUCAGGAAGGAAAGACGACAUGGGAUCUGACUGAACAGGUUAAGGCAGCGAGGAACAGGAGGCGGCUUCCAAACCAAUGUGCCUUUAAUUAAAGCUUUUCCGUCUAGGUGGAAUAAACUGCAGGCCUUCAUCUGCCAAGUGGAUGUUAGCAUUUCUUAGCACACUGUAACAGGAGAUCUGUUACAAAUGAACAGGCAGCUAUGCAGCUUACUUAGCCGUGAAGCAAAUGUAUGUAUUGUACUAAGCCAGAAAACAGCAAUAUGCCUGGUUCAGCGACUGCUGUACGUCAAGAAAGACUGAAGAAGGCAAGCGUAAGGCCAAAUACACCAGUUUUGUUCACCAUUAAUGAGGAGGAUGAACAGCAGAAAAACAACCAUCCCAAACGAACGAAAGUGUCUGAAAGUUCUAAAGCACAAGACAAAAAAUCUGCUUCAUCCAACCGGUCUUCCUCUGCUGCUGUUGGUCAGAACAAUACUGGAGCUAAGCCAGAAACUGCACCAGUGCUGAAAGUUGAUGAAAGACAGCGACUUGCACGAGAACGCAGAGAGGAACGGGAAAAAAUUCUAGCGGCAAGAGAAGUUGCAUGGUUGGAAAAAGAAGAGAGAGCGAGGCAAUAUUAUGAAAAGCAUCUAGAAGAGCGCAAAAAGAAAUUAGAAGAACAGAGGCUAAAAGAAGAGAGAAGACGAGCUGCAGUUGAAGAGAAACGAAAACAGAGAAUAGAAGAGGAUAAGGAGCGACAUGAAGCUGUGGUGCGACGCACAAUCGAGAGGAGCCAGAAACUGAAGCAGAGGCAAAAUAGGUGGUCCUGGGGAGGUACACUUCAUAGCAGCAGCAGCAUUAAUAACAAAGAUCCAGACAGGCGGUCUGUUUCAACAAUGAACCUUUCGAAACAUGUUGAUCCAGUCAUUAACAAGCGGCUCUCCUCCUCAUCUGCAACAUUACUAAAUUCUCCAGACAGAGCUCGACGGCUGCAGCUCAGUCCUUGGGAGAACAGCAUUGUGAGCAGACUUUUGACCCCAACACAUUCCUUCUUGGCCAGGAGUAAAAGCGCAGCAACGUUGGCAGGAGAUGCAGCAUCUUGCAGCCCCAUCAGCCCUCUGUCCUUCAGGGCUAUAAGCUGUCGAAAUCCAGCAGACAGAGCAAAACUUUUUGGUGCAACAUUUGAUGUUGGACGUAGGAGGACUACACAGUCAGCAGGGGCGAACAGAAAAGAAAAGGAGAGGGGCCUCUCAUUCUCUAAUCCUGGCAAAAAAAGGGCUCGUUCACCUUCUGCGUUUAGAAGUAAAUCAUCUGCUUGGCAUGCCUCCAGGUCUUUGCCUUUUUUGCCUGGAACGCCCAGAAAAGUAACCACAACACCUGGAUCAUCCAGAUUCUCCUCUACUCAGCAACGGCCUCCUUCUCCUGGCAACAUUCGACCUGUCAAACAUGAAAAAAAAAAGGAAAAUGAGAAAAAAGAAAAAAAUCAGGAAUUUCGGAAGGCAGUUGAAGAUGAGACGGGCAAUGGGAAGGCAAACCCAAAUCUCAGAGAGGCUGCAAAUGUAGAAGAACCUAGUAAACCAGAGACCAUGCAUAGUGCUGUCCCAGUUCUGUCCCCUCCUGCUUCAGCUGCCUCACCGUCUCCUGUCUGCAGCAAACCUUCUGCAGGGACAACAGACCCAGAAGAAGCAGCCAGGGUGCUUGCUGAAAAAAGACGACUAGCCCGGGAACAACGAGAACGGGAAGAGCAAGAAAGAAGGGAGAGGGAAGUGGCUGAAAGGCAAAAGAAGGAGGAGCUGGCACAGAGGAUAGCUGAAGAGCGAGCUCGUCGAGAGGAAGAGGCAGAGCAGAAGCAAAGAGAGGCAGAACUGGAGCAGGAGAAAGAAGAAGCACUGCGCUGUCUGGCUGAAGAAAAAGAACAGAAAGAGAGGGAGGAAAUGGAACGGCUUCAGAAGCAGAAAGAAGAAGAAGCUCGGUUACGAGAAGAACGGAUCCGGUUAGAGCGUGAAAAGCAUUUCCAAAGAGAAGAACAAGAGCGUUUAGAAAGAAAGAAGCGCCUUGAAGAGAUUAUGAAAAGAACUAGACGAACAGAAGCUGCAGAGAAGAAGUCGAAUGAGCAGCAAAACGGGGAGAUAACAAAAGAUGCAGUGACCAGCCCUGUGAUCGACUCUCAGGUUCAGCAUGUGCCAGAAUCUCCACGCAAUGGGGAAAUGGUAACCCACACACAUGUGCUCAUUUCACAUCAGCCCACAACAAAUGUAGACAGUAAUCUCAACCCAGGAAAACAUGCAAAUGAAAAUGGAGUGUCUAUGCAGAAUGAAAACUUUGAAGAGAUCAUCAACUUACCUAUGGAAACGAAACCAUCAAGGUUGGAUGCCCUGAACAAUGAUGAAAAAGAUAGCUCUGAAAUUCCGUUGACUCCAAUUUUGGCCUUUGAAGAUAAGGGGACACUUGGGCCAUUGCCUCAGGUAGAUAAUGUUCAAACGCAUCAGACAGCAGAAGUUAUUUGAUUUCUGCUUUUGAAUUACCAAAGGCAAAGUAAGCAUCUCUACAGCCAAUGGAGUUCCUUCCAUGCUAUGAAGGAGUGUUGUAUUUUUUGCACUCUCGAGUUUUCUAAAGACUUCUUGGGUAACUGGACAACUUUUUUUUUAAGGACCAUAGUAAAACCAGCAGCAGAAGAAUUUAUUGGGAAUAGUCCUGGAUUAUCUUUCUAUCACAUAGAUUUCACCACUAGAAAAAUCAUGUUCCAUGUGCAUAAAUUGCUUUUCCCCGGCACACUCCUUUGGUUAGCAAAAUGAAUAUUUUCUGCUUUCUUGAAGACACGGGAUUCUAACAAUGACAGGCUGAUCAGGUUAAUGGACCUGUUGUUGUCUUUCUGUUUUGUUUUUCUGUUUUGAGGAUGGGCGUUUUGGUUUUAAAAGGUACAAUGUAAAAUCAGCAAGAAAUCUUUUUACAUUUUACUGAUUAAAUACUUGAAAAGUAAACACCUCAUUGCUCUAGAAGUAGGGCUACUGAGGUGUUUUAUUUAAACCAGCUGGUUUAAAUAUUAUUGCAGAGAACUCUUAAUUAUGGGGGCAAAAUAUAGGCUUCUGUAUCAGGUUCUUGUAAAUGUAUCUCCUUCAUGGACAUUCUGUAUAUUUAGGCUUCACUACUGUUGUCUUGCAUUUUCUUUUAAAAUAAAAUAACAAAGCAGGUUUUAAAAUGUGAAAAAUUAAAAGCAUUAUUUUUUCAUGGAUAAGAUGAAAACCUGUUGUUAUCCUAGAUAAUGUAUUUAUUAAUUUUGUUCAGUAUAAAAUAAAUCAUAGAAAAAUGUGGUCAAAAUCUACAUUUGUAAACUUGA